Molecule: messenger RNA, 3105 nt
Organism: Aspergillus calidoustus
Lineage: Eukaryota; Fungi; Ascomycota; Eurotiomycetes; Eurotiales; Aspergillaceae
Source: the annotation of a GenBank genome assembly
AUUUUGAUCAGUGACGGUGGGCGGUUAUCGGUCAUGACUGGGACAUAUUGAAGGACCAGGCGUUCCUGUAGGGUCAAGCGGGUUUCGCCCCAAUGUUACCUAAAAUCUAGGGUAUAAGACCACAAAUGAUAUGGAGUCCUAUUAGUUCCACGGAUCUAUUGUCAGGUUUGAGGUUAUUUGCCUGUAACCAUUGGGGGCGGCCUGCUUUCUUCCCAAAUGUAGAUGAUGAGACUACAAAGCGAAGAUAAGGUCAUCUCACAGGCAGAGCAUAUCUCUUAUAUCCGCCCAUAACACCCGUCGCUGAUGGACUAUCGUUUCAGAAGAAUACCUGAAUAACCUCAGAACUGGUCGAUUUCCUCGAGCGUCGCAGAUUCCAUCUUAUACUCUAGCAUCUGGCAUUCCUCCAACUGAUGGAUAAAGUACUCCCAAGCAGUAUCCUUCGUCGGGCGGAAAUGGCGCAACUCCCGCUUGUAUGCCUGCUCUGCGGCUUCGUCCUCCCAGCACAUAAAGCAAUACAGCUGCCGAGCGGGGAUCCCAUGGAGCUCAACCUCAUGUUGGCUAUAGCCGCAUACUCGGGUCAAAAGUCCGUCAGCGGGUGUUUUAGGCUCGUCGACCUCAUUCCCUCCCGACUCCCGGGGCAACCAAAGCGGCCCUUCGAUUCUGUUUAGUGACGCCUGAGACUGUUGCGGGAGGUUGGCAGGGAAAUACGCGGUCAUUAUCUCGUAAUAGCGUGGAGGGUCAAAGAAUUGGGAUCGAUUGAGAGGUGGUCCUUGAGAUCUUGAAAUCAAAUUCGUCGACACCGCCCUCUGCUCAAGGAGCUCCUUGAGCGCCCGUCCAGGCUUCGUAGAUGCGAUCAGUUCGUCGCGGUCAGUUCUACUGCGCCACUCUGUCCUGGGCGUUAAUCAGGGGCUGUGACCUGAGUAGCGGAGAAAGACUCACGAAUGAUAACCCAUUCAGACUCGCUCUUAAGUGGCUUGCCCGUUGCAACGAAUUCACAGCCCUCUUGUCGUCGAAUUUCUUUGAGGAGGGCACGCUGUGCCACCUUGCGUCUUUCCUUCGCUUCGGGAUUGCUAUCCUCGAGGAUUUUGAUUAAUAUCCAUUCAAUGACGGGCCCCUGGUGGAAUUCUUGCGCGGUAUUCGUUAUGGCGGGCUCAGGCGCGGCAGAUUGAACAAGAAAUCUGUUUGCGGGGGCAUUCUUUUCCGCCCGUGGAUUUCGGAUACUUCGGCUUGUGGGGAGCGAUAGAUCCUUUUGUUUGGUCCUCUGGCGGGCAGAAGAUCUGGUGAUGGGUGUCAUAAUAAGACAGUAAUACGCUACCACAACAAGGAUUAUGGGCAGGUCUCAAGUGAUGUUUACCUCUCCCAAUGUACGAUUUUCCUAGUGUACACGGUAAGCAGUCCUACCCGGAGUAGCAUAAUCUUGUCAGAAGUUCUCGUCAGGGGCCACCAAACUCGUCUCCAAACCCCACGAUGAACUGAAGUCACCCAGUCGAGCGGCGCUCUUUCGGCUUUGUCGGCCGCCGCUAUGCCCCUACGAGACUAGUACAUACUGGAGAGUGCCGCACAGCGGCGCAGGGAGCCGACGAUCGCCGUGGCUCACAUAUCCCAGUGUCAGCCUCGUCGGUCGAUGAUAAAGAAGCCGCACUCUUCCGAUGCAGGUCUAUCAGUAUGGCAUCAAACCAACGACCCCGAGCAGCAAAUGUAUGUGUGCAUUGCAAGGCCCGGAAGAAGAAAUGCGACAAGGCACUGCCAUCCUGCGGUUACUGUGCAAGAAAAGGAUUGAAAUGCCAGUACAGGCGUCCUAGAUUCGCCCUGCAGCAUGCAAGGCCGGUUGAGGGUAUCUCAGGUAUUUAUCAGAGUCUGGCCAGCGAGUCUGAGUUCAAUCCAACUCUCACCCCAGCACCCAACCGAUCAGAACGUACUCUUUCCCUCGAAGCCCAACGGAUCAUCAGUACGACAGGAAGAUACCUCGACGAGAUCAGCGUACGGUAUUUCCAGACCGUUCACUCUUACAUUCCAAUCAUCUCUCGAAAUCGCUUCCACACGAGGCUGCUCUCAUUUGGAUCGACCCAAGAACCGGAUUUCGCCAUCCUGUUGCUCGCCAUGUGCCUUGUCACAUACCGCUCCGGUCCAGGGAAAGAUGACACGGAACUAUACCUCAGUGCUAGAUCGCUCUUCUUGCAGGCGCAAGCUUUAUGCAGGCCUUCGCUUCGUCUUAUUCAUGCGGGGAUCCUCUUGGCGGUGCAUGAGUACUCCCGUCGUUCCCCGGAACAGGCGUUGAUCACCAUUGGCGGCUGUGUGCGUAUGGCACAUACUGCUGGGUUGCAGCGGCCGACCUGUCCCCCGGUCCCUAAGUGUUCUAGCAUGAUUGAACAGGAUGAUGAAUCGGUUGAUGAGCAUGCGAACACGUGGUGGGGAUUAUUGAUCUAUGAGCGGAUGUUUCUCUGCGAACAAACCGUCGUAGACCAGCCAUUGCUAUCCAAAAUUCCGGACAUCACCUUGACAUCGUCUGCUCAGGACGGGUUCCACCAAGCAGCUCAAGCAGCAUGGCUGCUCGAUCGUGUACUUGACACAUUAUCAACCCAAGACUCGGAAGACAGACACAUGCGACUGCAAGGGCUGGAUUUCAAAUUGCAAAGAGUCUUGACAAUAAUGACCGAACCCUCAUCCGGGGCGUCGACCGUCUUCUGCUGGGCAAUCUCUAUUGCAAUUCGGGCGCUAUACCAUGUGCAUUGUCGGUUACUUGACCGCCCACAGGACAGUAGGGAGCCGGCAGUCAACGGCUCUUCCGUUGCGCUUGAUACUUUGACCAGAAUGGUUGUAGAUAUCGCCGACUUGCAUGAGCGGCUCUUGCCAGACCAACUUGCCACGCUUCCGCCGAGUUGUGGAUAUAUAAUUCGGGCGGCACUAGAGUACAUACAGAGUAAGAGCUCGGAUGUAGACACGGAGCGUAAAUUACUCAAGGUAGUCAAUAAUCGUUUGGGUAUGGCACGAUAGCUGCGAAUAUAUAUAUAUCUCUCUCGGUCGGAUUAAGAAGAUUAGAGAUUGUGUUCGGAUAGUCGUAUGCCGUUUGUACCUGAUAUCUUACAACCAUCUCCACGACCUACU